AUGCCUCGGUCCCCGUCAUCCUCCAAUGACAGUGUUCUACAGAGUAAUAACAGUUACGAUCUUUUGGAGAUGUUUUCCGAGAGUGACUCAGAAGAGGAUAGGAAACUGACGCAGGCUCUGGAGCCGAGACGGGAAUUUCAAAAAACUGGGAAAAUGGUGCAAUUUCAAGAGAUGGGUUCCCAUAUCAAAUACCAGGUGAACAUUCUAUUCAUCCUUCUAAGUCUAUGCAACGCCGAAGAUAUAAUUAUUAACACAAGAUUAGGACAAAUAAGAGGUUUAAUAAACACUACUGGCGAUAAUACUGCUUCCGUCUUUUAUAACAUUCCGUUUGCCAAACCACCAAUUGGAGAUCUUCGUUUCGCCAAGCCCCUACCUUAUGGUAACUGGACUGGUACUUUGAAUGCUACAGCAUUUGGAAAUCAAUGUAUGCAGUUUGUGGAUCCAAGUUCGCAAUUGCCUGGAGUUAAAACCUCCGAAGACUGUUUAUACCUCAAUAUCUUUAUUCCAAAUAAUGCCUCCGAGUCCGUGAAGAAGCCUGUCAUGGUUUGGAUUCACGGGGGUGGUUUCUCAGUUGGAUCAGCGCAUAUCUAUGACUCAAAAUCUCUAUCUUUACAAGGAGAUGUUAUUGUUGUUACCAUUCAGUAUAGACUUGGGAUAUUUGGAUUUUUCUCGCUUGGUACGUCAGAGGCUUUGGGGAAUUAUGGUCUUUGGGAUCAGAUGCUGGCAUUGGAGUGGGUUCAGCAGAAUAUAGACUCUUUUGGAGGGGAUCCCUCCUCUGUUACAAUAUUUGGGGAGUCUGCUGGAGGAGCAAGCGUUUCUCUUCUUGCUUUGAUUCCACAAAACAAAAAUAGAUUUCACCGAGUGAUCGCUCAGAGUGGUACCAUGACGGUAUCAUGGGCCUUAACGAACGCUUCAGAAGCUUCAUACGCGAUUGGAGAACUCACUGGAUGUUCAAAAUCUUUACAAACAGCUGCAUUUGUAAGUUGCAUGCGUAAUAGUGCAGCUACGGCGCUUUUAAAUAAUUUUGUCGGAUACAGCUAUCGAAUGCCGAACAGAUUUGCAUUCUCUUUAGAAAUAGGCCCUGUUAUUGAUGGAGAAUUGUUCAAAAUGACCCCAAAAGAAAUUCUAAGAAACUUUUCAUCCGAAGAACACAAGUUUUUCUCUUCUUUGGACUACAUGACUGGAACAACUAAAUAUGAUGGCAAUAUUUUUCUAACGUCAAUGACUGAAACGUUUCAGAAACACUUUGGAUUCAAUUUGACUACAGGUGUAACAUCAGAGCAGUUUUGUAACAUAAUGGUUUCUCCUGUUAUUGUUAACUUCUUUCAAGACAAUCCAUUCGUCUUCGAGGAAGUCUGCAAUGAAUACCAGGUAAAAAACAACGUUUCCGAGCAAAGUAGACAGAUGGUGAACCUUUUUACAGAUAUUUUCUUUGAUUACCCAGCAUUUGAGAGUCUUCGAUCUCAUAGUCAAGACAAUAUUAAGUCAAACACCUUUAACUACGUUUUCGAGUUUCCCGGACCGUCAUUUGUACUAACCUCGCCUCCGCCUUGGUACGUAGGCCCUGGUCAUGCCGAUGAAUUAAUUUAUCUAUUUAAUAUGUUUCCUUUAACUGGAGAAGGGAAAGCUGUUUCUUCUGCCAUGAUGACAUACUGGACAAAUUUUGCAAAAAAUAGAGACCCAAAUGACCCAUCACUUCCAGACUGGAAAGUUUACGACAAUCAGAAAGAAGCUUACCUGGCAAUCAAUGCAAACCAUUUAACAGCAAUGAAGUACAAAGAACAUCGUAUGCAAUUCUGGGACCAAGACAUACCUCACUUAAUGGAAUCAGCACCUACAGGAACAGUCACGAUUCAGACCAAACUGGGUCCUAUGACUGGUAAAAUAACUUAUGUGGAUUACAGUUUUCAUAAAAAAGUCUUCACAUUUUACAACAUUCCUUUUGCCAAACCACCAGUGGGUAAACUUCGUUUUGCCAAGCCUGUGCCCUACGGAAGUUGGAAUGGAACUCUAAAUGCUACAGAACAUGGAAACCAGUGUAUGCAACUUCCAACUUAUGAAAUACCAGGGGUAGAAACUUCUGAAGACUGUUUGUACCUCAAUAUCUAUGUACCAAAUAAUGUUUCUAUAUCUGCAAAGAAACCUGUUAUGGUAUGGAUACAUGGUGGUGGAUUUACCGGAGGAUCAGCUCAUGCGUACGAUUCAGGCGCUCUUGCUUUACAAGGAGAUGUUAUUGUGGUAACCAUUCAGUAUAGACUUGGGAUAUUUGGAUUUUUCUCGCUUGGUACAUCAGAAGCUUUGGGGAAUUAUGGUCUUUGGGAUCAGAUGCUGGCAUUGGAGUGGGUUCAGCAGAAUAUAGACUCUUUUGGAGGGGAUCCCUCCUCUGUUACAAUAUUUGGGGAGUCUGCUGGAGGAGCAAGCGUUUCUCUUCUUGCUUUGAUUCCACAAAACAAAAACAGAUUUCACCGAGUGAUCGCUCAGAGUGGUACCAUGACGGUAUCAUGGGCCUUGACAAACUCACAAGAAACUUCGUAUGCAAUUGGGGAACUUAUGGGAUGUUCCAAAACUUUAGAAACAGCUGCAUUCAUCAAUUGCAUGCAAAAUAGCAAUGCCGAAACGCUUUUAACAAGUGCAUUUGGAUACAUCUAUAGAAACCCAAAUGUAUUUCCAUAUGCUGUUGAAAUUGGGCCUGUUAUUGAUGGCGAGCUUCUCAAAGUGACACCAAGUGAGCUAUUAAGAAACUUUUCAUCAGAAGAAUAUAAGUUUUUCUCUUCUUUGGACUUUAUGACUGGAACUGUUAAAGCAGAUGGCAAUGACGCUUUGCUUGCAAUGACUGAAACAUUUCAGAAAUACCACAGUUUCAAUGUAACAAAUGGAAUUACUGCUGAUCAGUUUUGUAGCAUAUUUGUUCGUCUUUUUACUGUUACCUUCUUCCAAAACAAUUCACACGUGUUCAAGAAAAUAUGUGACGAAUACCAGGUGAAGAACAAUGUUUCCGAGCAAAGUCGUCAAAUGAUUGACUUCCAUACUGAUUUUUUCUUUGCCUACCCAGCAUUUGAAAGUCUUCGCUCCCACAGUCAAAACAAUGUUGAGUCUAAUACUUUUCAUUAUGUGUUCGAGUUGGACGGAGUGUCGAUUUUGCUUGCCUCGCCCCCUCCUUGGUACAUUGGCCCUGGUCAUGCAGAUGAAUUGGCUUACUUGUUUCCUUUUUAUCCCCUCAGUGGACUUUGGAAGUCAGUUUCAACUGCUAUGAUGACAUACUGGACGAAUUUUGCUAAAAGAGGAUUGUCAGAACAAAAUAAUUAA
This is a messenger RNA of Saccostrea echinata, 3306 nucleotides long. RefSeq lists its product as uncharacterized. Bases 1 to 3306 code for a protein of 1101 amino acids. Lineage: Eukaryota; Metazoa; Mollusca; Bivalvia; Ostreida; Ostreidae. The transcript is spliced from 5 exons. The record is from RefSeq and is a predicted model, not a curated record.